This is a messenger RNA of Papaver somniferum (opium poppy), 2859 nucleotides long. RefSeq lists its product as uncharacterized. The transcript is spliced from 4 exons. Lineage: Eukaryota; Viridiplantae; Streptophyta; Magnoliopsida; Ranunculales; Papaveraceae. The record is from RefSeq and is a predicted model, not a curated record. Bases 502 to 2643 code for a protein of 713 amino acids.
AAAGGUUUGGCCCGUUUGGCCACCUAAAAAGGGUAAAUUCGUAAUAAUGAACCAUUUCUGAGCCUGUAUUUGGUUCAGUGUGAAAGAGGUUUCCGGUUGAUAACCAGGUUUUCUAACCUCGAACCCGCCGGUUCCAGAAAUAUCAAACCCUAGAAAUCUACUCGUUUCUCGUAAUUUCUUCCCCCUUUUCAAUAUUUUUCUUUAUCAAGACUUAAUUUCUCUAUUUAAUCAAUCUUUCAUCCUUCAAUCGACUUUUUUUUUAUUUAUCAAUUCUAACUUUUCUUUAUUGAUCGGUCCUUGUUUUGGUACUAACCGUUCUGGAAAUCUUAAUCUAGGGGUUAGGGUUUCCGAAUUUCCCCCCUUUUAAUCUUCGAUCUGUAUAAUUCCUCAAUUUUACCGGGAAGAUUCCUCAAUUUCCACCUGUAAUUAGAAAAACCAAGUAUAUCUUGAUUUGAGGAUUCAUCUUAGUACUCAUCGGAACAAUUCUCGUGGAGGUAAAACAUGGUGUACAAAAGGUCUUUUGGUGAUGAAGAGAAUUAUGAGUUUCCAUGUAAGCACCAUAGACAAUUAGAAGACUACAAUGAUCAAUUACCUCCGAUUCCUGAGAUUUCAGCCUGCAGUGAUGUCCAUCAGGAUUCUUUGUUUUCGGUUGGUGAAGAUGGAUCCUUCUGCAAAUCACAAGGUGGGAAGAGCAUUAUUAAUGUUGCGGAACUUCCAGAUGAGGCUCAUAAGGUGAUUGAGACACAUAUUCCUACAGUUGUUCCUAGUUUUACGUGGUUAAGCAGCAGUGCGAGUAUAGAGGCCUCAACGUUGGAGGAAGCCAGCAAAUUAUCGUUUUUUCCCGAGGUUCCGGAAGCUGGGUGCUCAAAAAGGGAUUUAGUUCAGCAUGAUGAGUUGUAUACAGCCCUUCUUAAUUCUCCUCCUCAAAAACUAGUUCCUGUUGGGUCAGAUCAUCAAGCCAUUAUUCCACAAUGCACUGGUUCAAACGUAAUGGCUGAUAACAGCAAUUUGGAGAAGUUAGUGGGAACUUGUCUCCUUCCAUUGUCUGAUUCAGAAGCACUUUUCAGUGAUGAUAUUGGAAAGGGUAGAUCAGAUAAUUGUUUUUGCUCAAAUAAGGGUAGCGUGAGAUGUGUCCAACAUCACAUUUAUGAAGCCAGAUGCAAGCUUAAAGAGUCGAUUGGGCUGGAAAAGUUUGAUAAGUUAGGAUUUUACGAGAUGGGAGAGAUUGUGGCAAGGAAAUGGACGGAAGAUGAACAGCAACUUUUUCAAAAAAUUGUCUUUGCAAAUCCUGCCUCAGCUGGUAAAAAUUAUUGGACACAACUCUCUGAGGCUUUUCCUUCUCGAAGCAUGAUGGAUCUUGUGAGCUAUUAUUUUAAUGUCUUCAUGCUUCGUAGACGAGCUGAGCAGAACAGGUUGGACAUUACGCAGAUUGAGCACUCUAUUAAUUUCUUUCAGAACCCUAAUUCUUCGGUUGGUGAAAACGGAGCAUGCAGUGGAUCCCAACUCUUGGAGAGGGUAUGCAAGGUUACUGAACUUGCUAGAUGUGUCGACAAGGAGCAGGAGACACAUGUCCCUUUGCAGGCGGCCAGCUGCAGUACAAUUGAAAAAGACUCGAGGUUAGAAACACCAGUCAAACUAAUAUCCCCCCCUGAUGUUUUCGAAACUGGAUAUUCGCCAGGGCCAUCAGUUCAACAUGAUGAGAUAUAUUCAUUUCUUCUUAAUUCCCCUCCUCGAAAAUUAGUUCCCGUUGGAUCAGACCAUCAAGCUGUCAUUCCAGAAUAUGUGGCUUCAAAUUUAGUUAUCGACACUGUCGAUUUGGAAAAGCCAAUAGGAACCUGUCUCCUUCCGAUUCCUGAUUCAGAAGAAGCAGUCGCCAACUAUUCCAGUGUUGGGAAAGGUAGACCUGAUGAUUGCACAUGCUCUGAUAGGGGUGCCAUUAGGUGUGUUCAGUAUCACAUCUCUGAAGCAAGAGACAAGCUUCGAGAGUUUAUUGGCCGUGAAAAUUAUGCCAAGUUAGGGUUCUACGAAAUGGGGGAGAUUGUGGCUAGGAAAUGGACAGAAGAAGAACAACAAAUUUUCCAGAAUAUUGUCUAUCUAAAUCCUGUUUCAUAUGGUAAAAACUUUUGGACACAAUUGCGUGAAGCCUUUCCUUCUCGAAGCAAAAUGGAGCUUGUUAGCUAUUAUUUCAAUGUUUUUAUGCUUCGUAAACGAGCUGAGCAGAACAGAUCAUACUGGUUGAACGAUAACAGCGACGAUGAUGAGUGGCAUAGGGAUGAUAUAGAUGUUUAUGGAAUAAUGUCAGGCAAGGGAGGAGAGGUAUCUACCGUAGAAUCCGAAGGUGAUCAAGAAGAUGAUACUUAUAACUAUAAGGAGAAUCAUGACGGGGAUAAUUGGUUUGUCUUGGCAAGGGCAGAAGAAGAUGAUAGAGUAGAUGAUGAUGUUCCUGAUCCGACAUCAGUUGAUGUAGAAAGUAAAAAUCUGAAGAAGAAUAGAAUCGGUUCAGCGGAUACCCAUGAUGGCCAGCAUGAUGGUCCGUGCACACCGGAUGUGUAUCAUCAUCUAAAUAGCACUGGCAGCGACCAACACAGUGUUAGUUGCAUCGAGGGUUUUGAACCAACCACAAGCCGCAUCCAAUAUGAUUGAAUGCGUUUUAGAUUACCUUCUCAAUAGGGCCCUGGAAGGCCAAAAUUUUCCUUUUCAUUUUCACUUAUAUAUUUACACCUGUUAGGCUGUUGUAACCUGCUCACUGUAUAAAUCAUCCUAUAAGAAAAGAAAAAGUGGUUCCCAACCAUCCAUAAGCUCAUAUUGUAAUGCAAGUUUUAUGAGGAUAAAUAGUAAACUAUAUUACCUUUAUUUCAA